AUGUCUUCAGCAACCACCACUGCCACCUUACCCAGUGGCAUCAAGGUCCUGGCUUCUUUUCCUGAUGUUCUCAUCAUCCCUGAAUUUGUUUUUGGUGGCCUGGUCUGGAUCCUGGUGGCUUCUACUAAAGUAACUUCGGACAUAAGUACAGGCUGGGUGAUGUUCGUCUCAGUGUUUUGCUUUGUAAUCUCAACACUGCUUUUGUUCUUAUAUAUGUGUGGAGCUCACGGAGGGAAGUCUGCUUGGGUUGCUUUGGAUGCUUUCUACCAAGUAAUUGCUUCUCUCUUCUACUUGAGUGCGGCAGUUGUGCUAGGCUUCACUACCUACUUGAUUAAAAGGCUUUUUAUUGAGUCUCCGGUUCCAUUACUGUACAAAUACUACCAAAUAGAUAUUGCUGCAGUGGUUUUUGCCUACGUCGCUACAUUAACAUACGUGAUCCAUAUGGUGUUCUCACUGCUGAGAUGGAAAUCCUCUUAA
Messenger RNA from Rhineura floridana, 477 nucleotides. RefSeq names its product myelin and lymphocyte protein-like. Lineage: Eukaryota; Metazoa; Chordata; Lepidosauria; Squamata; Rhineuridae. Gene Ontology annotation, molecular function: structural constituent of myelin sheath. The coding region runs from base 1 to 477 and encodes 158 amino acids. The record is from RefSeq and is a predicted model, not a curated record. Gene Ontology annotation, cellular component: membrane. The transcript is spliced from 4 exons. Gene Ontology annotation, biological process: myelination.